CUCAACCAAACCCUUCCUCUCUCUUCAAUUUGAAUUUGCCGACAUGGCCAAGAGUUCCUUUAAGAUGGAACACCCUCUCGAAAGGAGGCAGGCAGAAGCUGCUCGGAUCCGUGAAAAGUACCCAGACAGAAUACCAGUGAUUGUUGAAAGGGCUGAAAAGAGUGAUGUGCCUGACAUCGAUAAGAAAAAAUAUCUUGUUCCUGCUGAUUUGACCGUUGGCCAGUUCGUGUAUGUGGUUCGGAAAAGAAUCAAGCUAAGUCCUGAGAAGGCUAUUUUCAUUUUUGUCAAGAACAUUCUACCACCCACUGCGGCUAUGAUGUCUGCAAUUUAUGAGAAAAAUAAGGAAGAAGAUGGUUUCCUCUAUAUGACCUACAGUGGCGAGAAUACCUUUGGGAUGUGCUGAAACGUGAUUAAUCUGCAUCAAUGUGAAUAGGACU
Molecule: messenger RNA, 437 nt
Organism: Juglans regia (Persian walnut)
Lineage: Eukaryota; Viridiplantae; Streptophyta; Magnoliopsida; Fagales; Juglandaceae
Product: autophagy-related protein 8C-like
Exons: 6
Coding region: 44-403 (119 amino acids)
Biological process (GO): cellular response to nitrogen starvation
Source: RefSeq, a predicted model, not a curated record